Messenger RNA from Cyphellophora attinorum, 1905 nucleotides. RefSeq lists its product as uncharacterized. Gene Ontology annotation, molecular function: calcium-activated cation channel activity. The transcript has a single exon. The record is from RefSeq and is a predicted model, not a curated record. Lineage: Eukaryota; Fungi; Ascomycota; Eurotiomycetes; Chaetothyriales; Cyphellophoraceae. Gene Ontology annotation, cellular component: plasma membrane. Bases 1 to 1905 code for a protein of 634 amino acids.
AUGUCAAUACCUUGGUGGCAAGGUUACAUUCGCACUACAGCAGUCUUCGUCAUUGUUGUGGGCAUGAUCAUCUUGUGGGCUAUUCCUGUGGCGUUCACAUCCGCCCUAUCUCAACUCACCACUGCGGCGCACUCCUAUAGUUGGCUACGUUGGGUUCUGGCGAUACCAGCGUGGUUCCGAAGUGUACUUCAAGGUGUGCUGCCUGCAGCCUUACUGGGUUUAUUGUUGUUCCUGCUGCCACUGAUCUUGCGCUUCUUGUCGAAGACGCAAGGAUUGCAGUCAGGGAUGAUGGUUGAACUAUCGGUCCAGAAGUACUACCUUUUCUUCCUCUUCGUACAGAUCUUCUUCGUUGUCACUAUUGCAUCGUCUGCAGUCCAAUUCAUCUCGGCCUGGACCAGUAUCGAGGGGAUUUCCAACAUUCCUCAACUCUUGGGCCAAUCGAUACCAAAAGCAAGCAACUAUUUUAUCUCCUACAUGCUUCUGCAGGCCUUGUCAGUCAGCUCUGGAGCAUUAUUGCAAGUCGGAGCUCUGGUCGGAUGGUUCAUUCUAGCCCCAAUAUUUGACAGCACGGCGCGUUCGAAGUUCAAACGCCAGAUCAAUUUGUCCAGCGUUCAGUGGGGUACCUUCUUCCCAGUCUACACGAAUUUGGCAUGCAUUGGUCUAAUCUACUCGGUCAUCGCGCCGUUGAUCCUGAUUUUCAACAUCGUUACCUUCUCGCUGUUCUGGUUUGUCUACCGAUACAACACGCUUUACGUCACACGCUUCACCAUGGAUACCGGCGGUUUGCUGUAUCCGAAUGCCAUCAACACGACCUUCGUGGGCGUCUAUAUGAUGGAAAUCGCGCUGAUCGGAAUGUUCUUCCUCGUUCGAGAUGAGAACGAUAACGUUGCAUGCGAAGGACAGGCCAUUGCAAUGAUUGUCGUUACUAUCCUCACGGGCAUAUAUCAGUAUCUCCUCAAUCAAGCCUUCAGUCCGCUGUUCAGAUAUCUUCCGAUCACGCUGGAGGACGAUGCUGUGCGCCGAGACGAAGAAUUCGCGCUGGUCAUGCGCAAGAAGCACCGACAGGAGAACUGGGACAGAGAAAGCGAAGACUUAGAAGACCGACUUGAAGACAACGAGCGCCGCGAGCGUGCCGAGAACGACCAGCUCGAAGAACAUGAGCUUCGUAACAUCGAAGAUGACAAGCAGAGACGGCUAUCGAAACGCGACUCUCAAGGUAUACCUGAGCUCGAGCCGUACGAGUUCCAGAACCCGGAGAUCAUGGCGAGCAUCGACCAAGAAAGCAAGGGUUUUCAGAUACUCAAGAAGGCCGCCAAAAAGACGGCGGCGCCUUUGUUGAAAGUGCCUACGCGCGAGAGCCGCAAGUCGUCCUGGGCUGACCGAGACAAUGCUCGAAAUCGCAGAUCAAGCCAAUUCGGUGGCAACGAGAGCCAUUCGCGGGUCAGAGGCAGGUCAGAUUCGUACUCAGAACUUGCAGAUGAUCAACAUCAUGAUGGCCAUAACACAAGACGCAAGUCUCCGCCAAGAAAAGUGCUGGACCAGAUCAACGCAUUCAACCCCUUGACGGGCGACGAGAAAGACAUCGAGGCGCAGCGCAAUGCGCGGAAUCAGCUUGCAGAUGCGCUGUACGCUGGCCGCAACGACGAACUGGAGGACCUCACGCCCGAAGAGCGAGAUGCUUUGGUCCAGAGAGCGUUUCAGCAUAGCGCGCUGCGAGCUCGACGACCGGUCAUCUGGCUACCGAGGGAUGAGCUCGGGGUCAGUGAUGACGAAGUGAAGCGGAUGGGCCGGUUCAGUCGACAUCUGUGGGUGAGCAACGUCCGGCAGGGACUGGAUUCGAAGGGAAGGUGUGUGUACAGUGGUGCGCCGCCUGAUUUCAGCGAGAUUGACUUGAUCCGAUUGUGA